Phaethon lepturus (White-tailed tropicbird) is the source of this 2313-nucleotide messenger RNA. It is a transcript of the gene LINS1, whose product is annotated as lines homolog (Drosophila). Bases 1 to 2313 code for a protein of 770 amino acids. The transcript is spliced from 6 exons. NCBI's taxonomy places the organism in Eukaryota, Metazoa, Chordata, Aves, Phaethontiformes, Phaethontidae. The record is from RefSeq and is a predicted model, not a curated record.
AUGAAGAUCUCCCUUCUGCAGCAGAUGUAUAAGGAUGUACUGGUAGGCAUUCCACUAGCAAAGGAAAGCCAUCAUUAUACCUCUUUACUUAAUCUUUGUGUUGAGCAGUCACCAGAAAGAGUUGAAUCAUGUAAUUGGAUGGAUCUGCCACCUAGUAAUGGUGGUAUUAGGAGACAUCAGGACACUGAUAUAUCCGAUGUGGUUGUCCCUGCAACAGACGAUAUAUCAAAUAGCUUUGCAAACAUGAACUCCUCAUUCUGUCCACGAGAAGUGAUGCUGCUUCAGUUAACCUUGAUCAAGAUGAUGGUUGCUAAAGCAGAGUCCCAGGAAAUUGAAUUCAGUAUGAGACAGAAGUACUGUGAAAUCUUUGUCCUCCUUCUGAAGGAAGCAAAAAUUGACUCAAAAUUGAUUUGUUUGGUCGGUAGUUAUGAUCAGCUGUUAUCUCACAUGGCUUCAAAAAGUUUAGCAUCGCUUGUGUAUUUCCAGCUGAAGGAAGAGAACGCAUUAAAUGUCACCUGGCUCACCUUUAGUUUGAAGACUCUUUCAGGAUUCCCUGUGAAUACCCAGGUAGCAGAAUGCCUGUGGACUCUUACUACUAUUAUCAAGGACAUACUGAAAGAUAAAGUUUUACCCAAAGCAGGUAUUUUGGAGAAGUUGUUGGCUCCUCUUGAUGCUGUGCUUGAAGGAUUUUAUAAUUCUGUUCUUUUCCAUCACUUUGACAGUCACUGCUAUACUUCACCUUAUUCUGAAGCUGCAAACAAUUUGAUCAGUUUUAUAGAUCUGCUUGAAGCACUUUUGGCUUCCAGAAUUGAAGUAGAACCACCGCUCAGAUGCCAGAGAGUAUUGUUUUUGAAAGUUUCUUAUGUCCUGAACCUGGUUAGCUCCUCAAUUCACUACUUAAUCAAGAAGAAGUUCAUUAUGCUCCUUAAAAAAUGUGUCCUUUACAAGUCUAGAGAAGAUGCUAAAAGUGGAUCGCUGUUUUUACAAAACCCAUCUUUACAUGAGGAUAUGCUUGCAUUCAGUAAUGCUGUUCUGCGGGUUGUGAAUUUGACGUGGCUUAAUGGGAUCCCGCUCAGUGAAAAGGCCAGCUACUUUGGAGGCGGUGAAGCUGCUCCUGGAGGUGAUACUCAAGGUGGUUCUGACCAAACUGUUCUCAGAGCCUUAAGUCUGGUUGUGCUUAAAGCACUGGAAUUGAAGUUUCAGAACUCUGCUACAGAAGCUGAAAUCAAAGGAGACUUUCAGAGUUCCAUGUCCCAGCUGUUGAUAUUCUGGAGGAGUCAUCUGAAGUCCUUGCCACAGUCUCACCAAGUUGUACAUCACUGUGAAUGGCUCUCCUUGAUUUUCAUAGAGCAAGAUGAUGACAUGUGGGAAGCUGCUAACACUUUAUUACUAAUUUAUUUAAAAUUUGAUAGGUUACGGCAUGAUGCUGCUGGUAACUUAAGCCAAAAAGAGGAGGAGACCUGGAACUUCCUUACACAUGCAAGUGGAUAUAAUCCUCACUGCAUCUUUUUAUUUUUCCUAGAAAAAAUCGCAUUUGAUUCCACAGUACUUCUAGAUUUUUUGAUUUCAUCAGAAACUUGCUUUCUAGAGUACUUGGUAAGGUACUUAAAGCUUCUUAGUAAAGACUGGCAUCAAUUUGUCGAUGUCUGUAACCAUUUUGAUACUAAACAUGGCACCUUUCAACCAAUUUCUUCUGUCAAGCCACCCCAUCAAGAAAAACAAAGCUGUAUGACUGACGAGAGUUUGCAAAAUGCUUGUUGUGAACCAAAACCACAGACUCUGAUACCUUUGGCUUCUCCUCACAGUUACUUAGUGUUUACAAGAGAGCAAGGUGAUAAUAAAGUUGCAGAGACUAACCAGUCUAACUCAUUGAUAUACCCUGAUAGUACAUCUCUGCUGGGUUCUCUUCAAAGUCUUGUUAAUUAUGACAGCUCAGAAGACUCUGAAUUAGAAUCAGAUGGAAAAGAGUGCUUGGUAAAUGCAAAGCAGGUACCUUUAAAUAAUGAGGGUGAGGCAAGGAUAAGGGAAACUGGUUGCAGCUACACAGAUGAUAAACAGAAUACACUCAUGUCUGAAGUGUUGCCUCUGAAACAAAAGGGAUCCAAUACCUCAUCCUGUUUGACUUGUAUGAUAUCUUCAGAUAACAUCAUUCCCCUAAGAAUAAUGCUUUACAAAUCAACAAAGUGUUUGGAAGAACUGCAAAAAGCUAUUUCUAGAUUGCAGAGAAGAAGUCUUUUCCCAUAUAAUCCAUCUGCACUGUUAAAACUGCUGAGCCACAUUGAGAAGAUCAGUAAGAACAUGAAUCCACAAUAA